CAGAUUGGUUCUGACAGAUCUUCAGGGUGUGUCUGUUUGUAAAUUAUAAAACAGAUGGUUCACACAGAAAUCUUCCUGUGAAGGAAAUCAUCCUGAACUCUCUCACAGCUCAAGAGAAACUCUCUGACGUGUUGGAGUUCUCGAGAUCGGUCUUGUCUUCAGACUACAGGAAAUACAUUUAGAAUCUGGCUGCUUGAAUGUCGGCCGUGGCAGACACGAUGGCAUCACCGAGCCCACUGUCCAAGGCCAACACCAGCUUCUCUCUGGCUCUGUUCAAGACGCUGAGCGAUAACGACAAGACGGCAAAUAUCUUCUACUCUCCUUUCAGCAUCUCGUCCGCUCUGGCCAUGGUGAUGCUGGGGGCCAGAGCCAACACGGCUGCACAGAUGUCGGAGUGUCUGAAAAUUCAGGAGUGUCAGGAUGAAGUCCACGCCAGCUUCGCCCUGCUGCUCAGCGAGCUCAACAAGGCGGACGCUCCGUAUGCCCUCAGUGUGGCCAACAGGCUGUACGGGGAGCAGUCCUACCAGUUUGUUGAGGACUUCUUAAACAGCACAAAGAAGCACUACGAGGCAGAGCUGGAGCCUGUGGACUUCAUCAGAGGUUUUGAAGCUGCAAGAGUCAACAUCAACAGCUGGGUGGAGAGCAAGACACAAGGUAAAAUUAAGGACUUGCUGGCUCAAGGUGUGGUCGACACCAUGACCCGGCUGGUUCUCGUCAACGCCAUCUACUUCAAGGGAAACUGGGACAAAAAGUUUCAGGAGAGCUCCACGCGGGACGCUCAGUUCAGACUCAACAAGAAUGAAACCAAGACAGUGAAGAUGAUGCACCAGAAAGCAAAGUUUCCUUUGACCUUCAUCCCUGAAGGCAACUGUCAGAUCCUGGAGAUGCCUUAUAAAGGAAAGGAGCUCAGCAUGCUCCUCUUCCUGCCCAAUGAUAUGGAGAAUGGUACAACAGGCCUGGGGAAGCUGGAGAAGGAGCUGACGUACGAGAACUUUGUUGACUGGACUCGUCCGGACAUGAUGGACGUGCAGGAGGUGAUGGUGGGGCUGCCUCGGUUCAAGAUGGAGGAGAGUUAUGACCUGAAGAACGUCCUGAUGAGCAUGGGGAUGGUGGACGCCUUUGACAUGGGCAUGAGUGACUUCUCAGGCAUGUCUCCUGCAAACGACCUGGCCAUUUCCAAGGUCGUGCACAAGGCGUUUGUGGAGGUGAAUGAGGAGGGGACGGAGGCGGCUGCAGCCACCGCUGCCAUCUUGAUGCUGCGCUGUGCCAUGCGUCCUUCAACCUUCAUCGCUGACCACCCCUUCCUCUUCUUCAUCAGACACAACCCCUCCAUGAGCAUCCUCUUCGCUGGAAGAUACUGCUCCCCGGAGUGAACGCUGCACUUUUUUCUUUCUCAACAAAUACGUCUGCAAGAGUAAUGUUGAGAAUCUCUCCAGAGUUUACAGAUGGUCAGUCUGAGCUCCCGUCCUUUUUUUUCACAAGUUAAAACUAUGGUGUUGGAUUUCUUUACUGCUCUGCAUCACUUGUGCCUUCUUGAACACCAUUGCACUGUUUCUGUUUUGCUCCUUACCUCCUCUGAAAGAUCUGGUUGACUUUAUGCCUGUAAUGCACGUUUGGCCCUUUUUGCUGCAGUCCCUGUCUUAUUACCAUUAAACACUUUUCUCAAACGUUACUCUCUUCUAAAGAAUCUGCCUUUAUCAUAAUGUCUACCAUGAAGUAAAGUAAGUAUUUUACAUCGACUGUACUUUAACACCAUAUGAAGGUUUGAAGAUUGUAAACUUUUCUGCAUAACAUGCAACACCAGAGCUCCUUUUUUAAGUCAACCAAAGAGAAUAAUGUGAUGACAUCACAUUUUCAAAGUUAUAAUCAAGCAAAGAAAGUGAUGCAUGUAGUGAUUGUCGUUAUGCAUUUGAUGAAUGAAGGCUAUAAAGAACUUAUUAACCUGGCAUGAAGUCUGUAAUGAGAUUACACGUGAAAUAAAAAGAGUGCUUUGCAAAC
Labrus bergylta (ballan wrasse) is the source of this 1998-nucleotide messenger RNA. RefSeq names its product serpin peptidase inhibitor, clade B (ovalbumin), member 1, like 3 (gene serpinb1l3). Gene Ontology annotation, molecular function: serine-type endopeptidase inhibitor activity. The record is from RefSeq and is a predicted model, not a curated record. Lineage: Eukaryota; Metazoa; Chordata; Actinopteri; Labriformes; Labridae.